GGAUACAUGACUUGCUGAAAAGAGAGAAAAUGCUAUGCUGGGGAUACUCGUCUUUUGGACAACCUGGGAUAGGUAGCAACCUCCAGGUCAUCAUUCCUGAACCGCAGGUGUAUGGAUUCAUUCAUGACAGAAAUGUCAAGGAGGUGGCAUGUGGAGGAAACCACUCUGUCUUUCUGUUAGAAGAUGGGGAAGUGUAUGCCUGUGGCUUGAACACCAAAGGCCAACUGGGGCAUGACUGUGAAGGCAGCAAGCCAGAGCAAAUUGGAGCCCUGGCCGGGCAGCACAUCGUGCACGUGGCCUGUGGAGAGUCUCACACUGUGGCACUCAGCGACCGGGGCCAGCUCUUCUCCUGGGGCGCCGGUAGCGAUGGACAGUUGGGCAUCACCACUAUAGAAGAUGCAGUGACGGUACCAAGGUUGAUAAAGAAAUUGAACCAACAGACGAUACUGCAGGUUUCCUGUGGGAACUGGCAUUGCCUGGCUUUGGCAGCAGAUGGCCAGUUCUUCACCUGGGGGCAGAACAGCUAUGGCCAGCUGGGCUUGGGCAAAGAAUGUCCCUCCCAAGCCAGUCCACAACGUGUCAAGUCUCUUGAUGGGAUCCCUUUGGCUCAGGUUGCUGCAGGCGGAGCCCACAGUUUUGCCCUCUCUCUCUCAGGAGCUGUGUUUGGCUGGGGGAAGAACAGCUCAGGACAGCUGGGACUAAGUGAUGAACGAGACCGAGAAUCUCCUUGUCAUGUGAAGCUGUUGCGGUCUCAGAAGGUUGUUUACAUCAGCUGUGGAGAGGAACACACAGCAGUUCUGACAAAGAGUGGAGGGGUGUUCACGUUCGGUGCAGGUUCCUGCGGGCAACUGGGACAUGACUCCAUGAAUGAUGAAGUGAACCCCCGAAGAGUUCUUGAGCUAAUGGGCAGUGAAGUAUCCCAGAUUGCUUGUGGCAGACAUCACACUUUAGCCUUUGUGCCUUCUUCAGGAAUGAUCUAUGCAUUUGGCUGUGGAACAAGGGGCCAGCUGGGAACAGGACACACUUGCAAUGUUAAGUGUCCCUCUCCUGUCAAGGGUCACUGGGCAGCUCACAAUGGGCAGCUCUCAGGGAAACCUGGUACGUACUGUGCGCAAUUUGGAGUUGCAAAUGGACAUAAAUAA
This is a messenger RNA of Cariama cristata (Red-legged seriema), 1142 nucleotides long. Its product is annotated as probable E3 ubiquitin-protein ligase HERC3. NCBI's taxonomy places the organism in Eukaryota, Metazoa, Chordata, Aves, Cariamiformes, Cariamidae. The transcript is spliced from 7 exons. The record is from RefSeq and is a predicted model, not a curated record. The coding region runs from base 30 to 1142 and encodes 370 amino acids.